AUGCCUCCAACAGAGAACCGUCCUCCUCGAGUGGCCCUCCGGCCGCAAUUGGCCACAAAGCUUCCCCGUGUCACCCUAUGUUCUCCCAAACCUAAGCCACUCGAUGGAACAAAGUCUACUGGCAACAUUGCUCGAACUACCCCACAAAAUGUUGGGAGCUGGGCUAAGCUCUCAGAGGUAGCUGCGGUCCAUCCUCGCCCGGUCAAGACCAGAGUUCCAGUGUCACUUCUAUCCACUCCUAAGUUUAAAAGAGAUGAGCCGCCUGUUUGUAACGACACCGAUGCUGAUGAUGAAGAAAGUGACGAUCUGAACGAAAUAACCAGAUCAGCUUUGAUUUUCCCUAACACUCCUCGCAAAGCGCAGACCCCAGGGAGCAACAAGUCAGUCAGGUGGGACCCAGCAAUCAUAUCCUGCGGUCCGAUCACGUCUGGACAAAGCACACCCUCAGUUCGUCUCAGGCCUGUUUCUCCGAGUCCAAAACGACAAAGUAGCAAUCUUACUCGGGCCGUAAAGACCUUUUUGCACUUGAAGAAGGACGAGCAUGAGGAGCUUUUGAAGCUUCUGCAAUCGCUAAAGCUUGACGAUGUCGAAGAUCGGUACACUGGCAAGCCAAGUCGCAGGCAGACAAGAAGUGAACCUACACCAGGACCAAGAUUCAACGAUGCAAAGAAGUUGAAUCCGGAAGCACCUGCUUUUCGAGAUUUUUCGGGAAUGAAAAGAAGAAUAUCUCACUCAAAAAUACCACUUGGCCGGGACUUCCACUCACUUGAUACCCCUCAAAGGCGCACGCAAGUACCUGUUGCUGAAAUUACCACUCAGAAGGAUCCCGCUUGGCUUGAUAUCUUCACGCCACCCGUUUCCGACAAUUCGUCAAACGAUGCUCUAAGCCGACAGGCUAUACAUCGAGAUGUCAGGAUUCACGAUUCUUCGACUCCUCGACCUAAUUUCCCGCAGCCAAUAUUCGUACCGAUUCCUGUGGUUGAAACACCUUACGGGUUUCAGAUAUCUCACCAGCAACCGAUAUGGUUCAAUACACUUGGAUUCCAACCGCGUCCUCUUCUGACACCGCAGUCUCCCCCCAUUUUUCACCGACUCCCAAUUAGGGCCAGGCGCAUCAAAGGGCCCUUGGUUGACGUAUCGCCACAAUUCAUACCUCCAGAGGAAGGCUCUGGUCGUACUGCACAUGCAAAUACCAUUGAUGAAAGCUGGGGUCAAUAUCUUCUGGACAAGUUCACUGCCAAAUACCCCAAGACUGGAAAGAUGAAGGGCCCAACUUCAGCACCUGGAAAGAUGAGACAAGCGGCGGCAAUCCAACAGCAACUCGAAUUUUUGCUUUACCAAGAGAAGGAAAAGAGUGUUUUUGAAGACAGGGCGGGAAAUUUGCAACGUCGAAACGUUAAGAGAUGCUCAGGAAGUGGAAUGUCUUCCAAAAAUAGUGACGCUCCAGCCACUCCACAGCACUUGAAAAUUUCCGGAAUCGAAAUAUGCUCAAGCAUAAGACAAGUCUUAGAGGGGAUCUCUCCGCCAGUUGUGGUCGGGUAG
Messenger RNA from Venustampulla echinocandica, 1542 nucleotides. RefSeq lists its product as uncharacterized. The record is from RefSeq and is a predicted model, not a curated record. The transcript has a single exon. Lineage: Eukaryota; Fungi; Ascomycota; Leotiomycetes; Helotiales; Pleuroascaceae. The coding region runs from base 1 to 1542 and encodes 513 amino acids.